AUGGGAGAGCUCACCGUCAUGGCACCGCGUGCCGACACGUGGCACCAAGCUGCCACUGAACCCCAGCACCCGCUUCCUGGGAGCCAGGACCGGGGCAAGCAGGGAGGCACAAAGCGCACCCCAGAGCUCACGGCUGGGGAGCCACGGUGGCCCCUUGCGCUGGAGAAGGGGCAAAACAGAUUCCUGCCAGCUCAGGAGGAAGACGCUGGUCGCUCGAGUCGCGCAGCCAAGCAGCACGAGACGGAGCGCGAGGUGGUCCUGGCCCGGGGACGAGCGCUGGAAGCAUCUCAGGAUGCUGAGAUGACGCUGCCAGGUUUGAAAAACCAGAAGAUGUCCAGGGAAGCUGUCAGUGUCCUGUACAUCAGGGAACGGCCGCAGUCUCUGUUCAGGGGGACAAAAACCAUCUGUGUUGACAGGAAGCGGGACAGUUUUCAGAUUGACAGGCAGCAGUUUGAAGAGACUGUCCGAACACUGAAUAACCUCUAUGCAGAAGCUGAAAAACUUGGGGGCCAAUCCUACCUUGAAGGGUGUCUUGCCUGUCUGACUGCCUAUACCAUCUUCUUGUGCAUGGAAACGCAUUACGAAAAGGUUCUAAAGAAAAUUGCCAAGUUCAUUCAGGAACAGAAUGAGAAGAUCUAUGCUCCUCAGGGCCUCCUGCUGACAGACCCCAUUGAAAGAGGACUAAGAGUUAUUGAAAUUACCAUUUAUGAGGACAGAGGCAUGACCAGUGGAAGAUAAAACUGGGGAGUCUCGGCAGAUAGCUCAACAGUGGACUUGAUGUAUCAAAGUUCCCCUACCUCUUACUUAAGAGCAUCAUUCCUUUCUCUGCUGCCAGAUCCACGGUGCCAUCUACUACAAGGACUAACUUCCUAAAACUGCUCCGCAUGGGGUGACCUAGCUGAUCAGCAUCCAUUUUGUGGCAAACUUUUAAGCAAUGAGAUCACUUUUCAGUUUGUUUUCCUUCCCCCCCCCAAGAAAAAGCAGAAGUGGUAAAGCUAUGUACUCUUCUGAAAGAAAUGGGGCACUAAGCCCAAUGGAAGUCUAGUUUUAAUCACGUAAGUGCAGUGCUGUUCCUCCCUGGUUCUUAAAUGCUUCUGUACAUCAGUCAUGCUUUGGAAAGCU
Molecule: messenger RNA, 1122 nt
Organism: Opisthocomus hoazin
Lineage: Eukaryota; Metazoa; Chordata; Aves; Opisthocomiformes; Opisthocomidae
Source: RefSeq, a predicted model, not a curated record